This is a messenger RNA of Juglans regia (Persian walnut), 1481 nucleotides long. Its product is annotated as fasciclin-like arabinogalactan protein 17. The transcript is spliced from 2 exons. The coding region runs from base 43 to 1473 and encodes 476 amino acids. Lineage: Eukaryota; Viridiplantae; Streptophyta; Magnoliopsida; Fagales; Juglandaceae. The record is from RefSeq and is a predicted model, not a curated record.
AAACAAUCUCGACUUUGAAGCCAAUAAAGCUUUUAUAUAAUAAUGUUGUAUUUAUUUCCUCUCUCCAACUCACCAGCUCCACUUCUUUCGUUCUGUUUUGCCAUGGAAGUCUUUCACAAGCUCUUCUUCGUCUUCUUUUCAUUUCUCGCUAUUGUUUCCGCUGAUCUCCUACCCGGUGCUCGUGCAUUACCCGAGAACCCAAUUACUCGCUCGCCCCACGUAAACUCCAACUCAGUCCUCGUUGCUCUCCUCGACUCCCACUAUACCGAGCUCGCCGAGCUCGUGGAGAAGGCCCUCCUGUUGCAGACACUCGAAGACGAGGUGGGCCACCACAACAUCACCAUUUUCGCCCCUAUGAAUGAGGCCCUCGAGCGAGGUCUCGACCCAGAAUUCAAGCGCUUCCUUCUCGAGCCCGGGAACGUCAUGUCCCUGCAGACCCUCUUGCUGUCCCACAUUGUCCCCAAACGAAUUGGUCUACACGAAUGGCCCAAGUUAGCCACCGAGUCUAGUCUCCACGGCUCCCUCGCCCGCGACCCAGUCGAGUUAACGAGUAAGGAUUCGGGUGAGAUGUUCGUGGGUUCCGCAAGGGUGAUACACCCGCACGCCGUGAACCGUCCGGACGGCGUUAUCCACGGGAUCGAACGGCUGUUAAUCCCACAGUCCGUGCAGCAGGAUUUCAACAACCGCCGGAGCCUUCGAUCAAUUUCGGCCAUCAAACCAGAAGGAGCCCCGGAAAUCGACCCCAGAACAAAUCGGUUGAAGAAACCCACGCCACCGAGCAAACCCGGUUCGCCGCCAGUUCUCCCUAUCUACGAUGCCAUGGCUCCCGGUCCGUCCCUAGCCCCAGCUCCGGCGCCAGGCCCUGGAGGGCCCCACCACCACUUCAACGGCAUCGAACAAGUCAAAGACUUCAUCCACACCCUCUUACACUACGGCGGGUACAAUGAAAUAGCCGAUAUGUUAGUGAACCUCACUUCCUUAGCCACCGAAAUGGGAAAGCUCGUGUCGGAGGGGUACGUAAUAACAGUCUUGGCUCCGAACGACGAGGCCAUGGCUAAGCUGACCACGGACCAGUUGAGUGAGCCAGGCGCGCCAGAACAGAUACUGUAUUACCACAUUAUACCGGAGUAUCAGACGGAGGAGAGCAUGUACAAUGCGGUGAGGAGGUUCGGGAAAGUGAAGUACGACACGCUGCGGUUGCCGCAGAAGGUAAUGGCCCAUGAGGCCGAUGGGUCGGUGAAGUUCGGUCAGGGCGAGGGGUCGGCGUACUUGUUCGAUCCCGAUAUUUACAUCGACGGGAGGAUUUCGGUUCAAGGGAUUGACGGGGUUCUGUUCCCGGAAGAGGAGACCAAAAUUGUUUCACAUGCUACUGCUAAAGUCGCAGCAAAACCCAGGAGAGCAACAUUGCUUGAAGUAGCUUGUCGGAUGCUUGGGGCCUUUGGACAAGAUUCUCAUUUCACCUCAUGCCAUUGAACAAUAUG